CCAGUGUAUGCCACACAUCAAGUAGGAGUCGCAGGAGCUGUAUUUGAUGAGAGUACUAGAAAAAUAUUGGUCGUACAAGAUCGAAAUAAAGAAGUGCUACUUUACCCAGUCCUGGUGUCUGCCAGAUGUGAGGAAAACUGCAAACUGGAUUUUGCUGAUACUAGGAAAGAACUGCUGGCAGCAAAGCAGACUGCAGGAAUGGUGCGCCCAGGAACCACAGCACAGGAGAGUACAGGAAAUAACCGUCACCCUUCUCCAGACUUGGAGUUUGUUGGUGGAGCCUGAAAGGGAGUCAGCUGGCAGUGCAGAGACUGGUUAACAGAGGCCCUGUGCCAGCAUCACGAAGCAGAUAGAAUUUAUGUUGGUGGUCAGACAAAAGCUUGUGAAGUUUCUACAGAAGCAAAGCUGCUGAAACUAUUUUGAAGUGGAAUCCAGGACAGUGUACUGAAGUAGAGACUCGGAGAUGGAUUCUCUGCACUAAUAAAGUGAAGCAUAAUUUACUUUGUAAACCAACACUGAGCCUGCCUGAGCCAGAUGCGGAAAGAAAAAGGUGGAGAAAGAUUUCAUAACUCACUAGCUCCUCAGCAAAGGAGGGAAGGAGAGGAACAGGAAACUGGAAAAAAUGAAAAAUAUGUGGAAGUUUCCAGGAGGCCUGUCAGAGCCUGGAGAAGAUAUUGGAGAUACAGCAGUUCGAGAAGUUUUUGAAGAGACUGGUAUAAAGUCAGAAUUCAGGUCCCUCCUGAGUAUUCGACAGCAGCACAGCCUUCCCACAGCCUUCGGGAAGUCAGAUAUGUACAUCAUCUGCCGCCUCCAGCCACAUUCCUUCACCAUCAACUGCUGCCCGCAGGAGUGUCUCAGGUGCGAGUGGAUGGACCUGGUGGACCUGGUCAGGGCUGGAAACACAACUCCCAUCACCAGCAGAGUGGCCAGGCUGCUGCUCUACGGGCACAGAGAAGGGUUUGACAAGGUAGACCUCACCAUGGAGAAGCUUCCGGCAGCGUCUACAGGCCUGCUCUAUAAGCUCUAUCACAGGGAACUGCCAGAGAAGUGUGCACUGUGACAGGAGCGCACUGAAUCCACACCGACGUGGGUUGAAAAUUUUAAGGAAAUUGUCAAUGUUGAUUAAUAUAUGCCAGAUAAUAAAAUGUCAUGAACACUUGGGAUUAUUAAAUAUUUGAUGGUAAUUUUCUAAUGCCUAUGAUUUCCUUGUUUUAAAUUCACAUGUAAAGACACUUCAAAAUCUUUUCAAAUAAUAUAAAUGUAAGAAAAACAUAAUCUAGGUAAUCUUCAUUGAGUAACAGCAGAUGCUAUAUAAAAGGGGAAAGUUUACACAUUUUCUAUAAUUGUUUGUUGUGUUUCUUUACUGAGGCAAUGGUUAAAUAUUAGAUAAAAAGCUAUCUGACACGUUAUCUAAACCGUGCUGUAUAUAAUUUUUUUUCUCUUAACAGAUUCUAAAAUAUGGCUUCC
Molecule: messenger RNA, 1467 nt
Organism: Urocitellus parryii (Arctic ground squirrel)
Lineage: Eukaryota; Metazoa; Chordata; Mammalia; Rodentia; Sciuridae
Gene: Nudt6
Product: nudix hydrolase 6
Molecular function (GO): NAD binding; NADH pyrophosphatase activity; ADP-ribose diphosphatase activity
Source: RefSeq, a predicted model, not a curated record